This is a messenger RNA of Electrophorus electricus (electric eel), 4882 nucleotides long. It is a transcript of the gene jmy, whose product is annotated as junction mediating and regulatory protein, p53 cofactor. Gene Ontology annotation, biological process: positive regulation of apoptotic process; intrinsic apoptotic signaling pathway by p53 class mediator; 'de novo' actin filament nucleation. Gene Ontology annotation, cellular component: nucleus; cytoplasm. NCBI's taxonomy places the organism in Eukaryota, Metazoa, Chordata, Actinopteri, Gymnotiformes, Gymnotidae. Gene Ontology annotation, molecular function: actin binding; Arp2/3 complex binding; transcription coactivator activity. The record is from RefSeq and is a predicted model, not a curated record.
UGUCGUUGGAAACAUUCGCUAUUGUGGGGAUGCUGAUCGGGGGUCUAUCCGGCGUCACGGCGAUCUUUAAACGGGACGAGCUGACGCGGUCGCCGUGUCGGUAGUCCUUACGGGAACGGAUUGAACGGAUUUAUUUCGGAUUUAUUUCGGAAGGAUUUUGGAGACUGAGGGCCGGAGAGGGGUCGGCUGCACCCCCCCCUCCGAAUAUGUCACCUAACGGCCAACCCUCGGGCGUCGUGCGCGUGUAAACAGAUCCUCACACGUGACCACCGCGAGCCGCGACUCCGCAUUGUCUGUGGACACAAAGGCCGCGCGAGCCACCGGGAGAGGAUGACGAGCGGCAGAGGCGCGCUUUAUCAUUCGGACGGCGGUCGAAAGUCGACGAAAGGUGUCGGUUUUAAUCGGCGGGUUUCUGUUUAGUUAUUCGACGAGAGCCUGAGUGAAACUCGACUCAAAAACAAACGCGUUUUGGCCCAGCUGGACUGAACUGAAGCUCAGCUCGACGCUGAGGGCGAAGUGGCGUCAAGUCGGUCCGACGGUCGUUUUAAACGUUGGUGAAAAUAUUCGUUAGCGUUAGCUGUGGCCAUCCGUGAAAUGUCCUUCACAAUGGAGGACUCUUUGGAGUCGGAAUGGGUUUCCGUGCGACCGAAUCUCUUCGACGAAAAGGAAAAGCACAAAUUUGUUUUCAUAGUGGCCUGGAACGACAUUGAGGGUAGGUUUGCCAUCACCUGCCACAACAGGACCGUCCAGAAGCGGAGCGCCGUCCGGGACUCGCUGCUGGACGCUACCGAGGGCGAACUCGCCUCCGCGGGGACCGGGGAGUUUGACAGAGAACGGCGCAGACCUUCACUCGAGAGUCCUGUGAAGGAGAGGGCUUUAAAAAGCCCGGCCAGAGACAAGGCUGAAGUUUGCAUCUCUCUAACCGUUCGCUCCAUCCCGGUGAAAGACCAAGCCGUGACAAAGAGCCCGUUAAGGGACAAGGCGUCGGAUAAAUCUAGGCCCGCAAGAAGUCCUAGCAAAGUGGCCGGGACAGGGGACGCAGCGUCCGCGGCUGGUGGUGACAUGGAGGUUUUGGAGCCCACCACUGUUCUUGGAGAUGGCCGUUCACCAGCAGACGAGACGGAUGGUUUGGAGGACCUGGACACCAACAUUCGCGAAGACUUCAGCUGGGCCGGCUUGUUUUCCUUCCAGGACAUGAGAGCCGCUCAUCUGCAGCUGUGCGCGGUCAACUCCGACCUGGAGCCGUGCCUGCCCCCGUUCCCCGAGGAGCGGUCCGCCAUGUGGUCCGUCUUUUUUGGCGCUCCGGAAGUCACGCAGCGCGAGAUGGAAGCGCUCUGUUACCAGCUACAGGUGUACCUGGGCCACGCGCUGGACACCUGUGGCUGGAAGAUUCUUUGUCAGGUGCUUUUCACCGACAGCGACGACUCGGAGGAGUACUACGAGAGUCUGAGCGAGCUGCGGCAGAAGGGCUACGAGGACGCGCUUCAGAGAGCCAAGAAGCGCCUUCAGGAGUUGCUGGAGAGACAGCGGGCGAUGGAGAGCAUGGUGGAGCUGCUGCAGUUGUAUACGGAGCAGGACGAGGCAUAUGGAGACCUGGUGGAAGCCACCACCGAGCUCUACCAUUACUUGCUGCAGCCGUUCAGAGACAUGCGGGAGCUUGCCAUGCUGCGGAGACAGCAGAUAAAGAUAUCCCUGGAGACGGAGUACCUGGGCCCACGGCGGGUGGAGGCGCUCAGAAGGGAGGACGAGGACUGGCAGAGGAAGGCCCACACAGCUGUGCUCUCCAUCCAGGACCUCACCGUCAAAUACUUUGAGACCACAGCACGGGCGCAGAAAGUGAUGUACGAGCGCAUGCGUGCUGACCAGAGGAAGUUUGGGAAGGCUGCGUGGGGAGCUGCGGUGGAGCGCAUGGAGAAAUUGCAGUAUGCUGUUUCCAAGGAAACGCUGCAACUGAUGCGCGCCAAGGAGAUCUGUCUAGAACAGAGGAAACAUGGACUGAGAGAGGAGAUGCAGGGCCUACAGGGCGGGGAGGAUGCCAUGGCGCGGCUGGACCAGCUGGAGGCGCUGUACUACGAGCUGCAGCUGCAGCUGUAUGAGAUCCAAUUCGAGAUCCUGAAGUGCGAAGAGCUGCUACUGACCGCACAGCUGCAGAGUCUGCGCAGACAGAUGAGCGAAAGGCAAGAUGAGGUGGUGUACUAUGACACGUAUGAGAGUCCUGACGCCAUGCAGUCCACCGAUGACCCAUCCCUCGCUCUCACACCCCUCAGAGACGACGUCUCCCAGCUCCAGCAGAGGACACGUCAACUGGAGGCCAGGAGGGGGCGCAUCACUGCUAAGAAAGCCUACCUCAAAAACAAAAAGGAAAUAUGCAUUGUGAAUCACACCCAGAAACUGCAGCAACGCCAGAGCGGCCAGGACUACGACUCCCAGCAUGCUUUCCAGCAGCAGGAUGAAGAUGAAGAUGAGGAUGUGAGGAGCACUCGGGUGAGCCAAGAGAGGCAGAAAACACUCGACAGACUGCGCACCUUUAAACAGCGCUACCCAGGACAGGUCACCCUGAAAUCGACCCGCCUUCGGCUGGCGUCCACCCGAAAGAAGAGCGUCUGUGCGAAGGUAGAGCAGCCCCAGACGCAGGUGGCCAGCGUGCAGACGGACGACGCCCCGGCGCCCCUCCCACCGUCCGCCACCAUGCCAGAGCUCCGGAGACCCGAGGGCUUUGCCUCCCUGUCCCCUCCAGGCACCUCCAUUCUGGAGAUCCCAGGGCCGUCCUCCCUACCGCCAGCCCGGGAGCUGACCCUGCUCGACUCCUCCACCUCGCCCAUGUCGCCCCCUCCUCCCCCUCCGCCUCCACCCCCCCCACCACAGCCAGCCUCACUGGAGGACGCCCCCGGGGACAGGCAGGUGGGCAGCCCCGUGCACCAGCCCAAGGCGGAGAGCCCCCUCGCCCCUUUCUCUGCUCGCUUUUUUGACAGCAGUCAGCUGGUGAAUGCCCGGAAGAAGCUAAGGAAAACAUCCUCACUGGAGUCGUCCCAGUGGAGGAGAGCGAGCUCCCCCAUGGACGAGGUCCUCGCCAGCCUGAAGCGUGGGAGUUUCCACCUUCGGAAGGCGGAGGCACGCGUGCUGGCCCCUGACCCGGACGAGGACGACAGCAACAACAUCCUGGCCCAGAUCCGCAAGGGCGUCAAGCUUCGCAAGGUGCUUCUGCAGGAGCAGCAGCGCGGCCACAAGGGGGCGCUGUCGGACUCGAGCGACCCGCUGACACGCAGCAUCCACGAGGCCCUGCGGCGCAUCAAAGAAGCCUCGCCCGAGUCUGAGUCUGAGGACGAGGGGCUGCCCUGCACGGACUGGGAGAGCUAGGUCACUCCACACGCGCGCGCACAAAUGCUAGCACACAGAUGAGCAUCUGCAUAGGCACAAAUUAUGUAUUCAUAUUGUACACACACCACUUAGUUAGUUCACAAUUAGAAAGUCUCACAUACACGUUUUAACCUCAACUUUAUUCAAAUGACCUAAUUAUCAUAUUUCACACAAUUCACUCGGGGUGGACACUGGUUUUGUAAAAACAAGAUUCGAUACAUUGUUGUGAAGCUGUUUACCCAGGAUGCUGGGUAUUUACCUCACAGCGUAUUUGAGUUAUUUUACCAAACACACAGACCACUGACCACGUGCACCCACCUAGUUUCAAGAGCCCAUCAGAAUUCAUUCACAUGUGUCUCUGUCUCUGUCUCUCUCUCUCUCUGUGUGUGUGUGUGUGUGUGUGUGUGUGUGUGUGUGUGUGUGUCUUUCUUUUUGUCAUGUCAGUUCACCAUUCCUUAGUUGUGUUAAGAAGAAUAUCUCCUGCCUCAUCAGUAAAAAAAAUAUAUAUAUAUUUUGCCAGCUUCAACAUUCACAUCAGCUUAUAUUGUUUGUUGAACAUUAAACACAGCACAAUAAUCAUUUAUCUCUCUUGGCCUUGGACAAUAUCCCACUCAUCAGAGACGUCAUGGAGGGUUUCGUCAGGGCAAUAACAAACCAGUGAUAUAAUGCAUCAUGAUUCAAGUUCUUGUCAUUGGUAGCCCAUGUCUGAGAGUGCACAGCCCCUCUGAAGUCUGAAGUGAGGGAUAUUUUCUCUACUCCAGCAGAUGUCCUCUCUGGUUGUGAUUUGAGGGAUUUUUUUUCCAAGUUUAAGCUUGCUGGUCAUGAGGCUGAGAAACCUGGCCAGGAGCGAUGCACUUGUGCCACCUAGAGUCAACCUCUUAUAUUUACAAUGUUCACCAGUGUUGCUUUUAGAUUUUUUUGUUUAUAUUUGGGAUUUCUUUGCUUGGAUUUUAAGUUUGUUGGGUGUAUUUUCAAGUCUUUCAGUCUUUCGUGUUCCACCAGAUCACUUUACCAAGAUCCAGAUUGGCAUCACUUCUUUAUUGUGGAAGACUAAAGUGUUUGUUUCUUUUCUUUUCUUUGAGUUGGAAUGGACAUUCUACCUGUUAUCCAUCUGAAGUGCAACAUGUUCAUAACUAGAUGUGUGCAGGUGCGCACCCGCAGGUGUGCUCCUGCAGGAGUACAGGUGUGCUCUGAGUGGUCCCCAGUGUUUGGAGCAGUGAUAAUCCUGUUCCAGCCAGCACAAACUCCUAGAGCUCACACGGGAGUGCUGGCGUAAAACGCCAGAGCCAUUUCUUGAAUAUGAUGGAAACGUCUCUGUCUCAGACACCUUCUGCCAGUUUCUCUUCAGGCCUGAGUUCGAACUUUGUUAAGGUGUUGCACUGAAUCUAAAGGUCAGUACGAAACCCUUGUGCAGGUCUGAAUCGGAAGAGUUCACUUUCCUUAGUAAAGGUCCUUCCACACCUCUUUGACUGUUUAGUGUUGCAGGCUACUAAAACCAAGUAAGUUUGUGUUUGAGGUUCCUCCA